Danio aesculapii is the source of this 1645-nucleotide messenger RNA. Its product is annotated as adhesion G protein-coupled receptor E3-like. Lineage: Eukaryota; Metazoa; Chordata; Actinopteri; Cypriniformes; Danionidae. Gene Ontology annotation, molecular function: G protein-coupled receptor activity. Bases 1 to 1626 code for a protein of 541 amino acids. Gene Ontology annotation, cellular component: membrane. The record is from RefSeq and is a predicted model, not a curated record. The transcript is spliced from 13 exons. Gene Ontology annotation, biological process: adenylate cyclase-activating G protein-coupled receptor signaling pathway; cell surface receptor signaling pathway.
AUGACCAGCAUCAAUACAACAGUCACACCACAGACGAGCUCAGCUGGUUUGAACAUCACAGUGCUGGAAGAAUGCAAGACCACAGCUCGAUGUGUGGAAAAUCUCCUCGACCUCAUAGAAAGCCUAACUCAAGUGCUUCCCUUCACUGAUGUGACCAAAUGUUUGGACAUGGUCCUCAAUAGUACAGAGAUGUUUGUAGAGUCAGCAGCAGCCGACUCAAAUAAACUGGUGUUAGAUGGAAAUCGUGUGUUAAAAGCCAGCGAGAAACUGGUGUCCAUGCUGGUGAAGGCCACGAACACAAGUGACAAUAUCAGCUUUACUCUGGACUCUGUGGAGGGACAAAUCUACAGUGUUGGACCACAGGUCACCUUAGAUGAAAUCCCUGAGCUGGAGACAAAAAAAGCUUUUGUGGAUAUCGAUCUGAUUGGAAUUGCCAAGAACAAUGAAAUAAGAUCUGCUGCUGUGGCUUUCAUGAGCUUCACCACAAUGGAGAAUCUACUGAAGGCCGACUUCUUCAACACAACUAAUGACACCAUUAAAACCAUGAUGUCCACUGUGAUCUCAGCUACUCUUCCCAAAACCAGCAACACUACACUCACCAAAGCAGUCAACUUCACCUUCAGACACAUCAGAGAGUUUGACCCCAACGGUUCUCUGUCCUGUGUGUACUGGAAUAUCAGCGAGUGGAUUGUAGAUGGUUGUUCUGUGUUAAACAGCAACAGCAGCCACACUGUGUGUUCCUGUGUUCAUCUGUCCACAUUCGCUCUCAUCAUGCAGACCAGCAGCAGUCCACCACCGAGCGAUCUGCUGGAUCUGCUGAAUCUGGUGUGUGUGAUCGUGGGUCUGGUGUUAUUCAGUUUGGCUCUGUUGUCCUUUGCUCUUUGUCAGUGGAGUCCUGGAGUCAAUAAUGUGGCUCGAAUCAACAUCUGCAUCAGUCUGCUGUCGGCUCACCUUCUGUUUCUGCUCACACAACAGUUCCUGAGCCUCAUUCGCCCUCAGCAGGUGUUGUGUGUGGUGAUAGCAGGCCUUCUGCACUUCCUCUUUCUCUCCGCCUUUGUGUGGAUGUUCAUUGAAGCUGUGUUGCUCUUCAUCUGUGUCAAGAACCUAUCACAGAUCAGCUCCAAAAAGAGGGAGGAGCUUAGCAGUGGAUUCCUGUGUGCGAUUGGAUAUGUGGUUGCUCUGGUUGUAGUGGGUGUGUCUAUUGGGUUGAUUCCAGAAGCAUACGGUAGCAAACACUGCUGGAUUAAAACUGCUGAAGGGUUUAUUUGGAGUUCUCUGGGUCCUGUUUGUGUCAUACUAGCACUAAACUUGAUUCUCUUCAUUAAAAUCGUCAUCACUCUGAACUCGACUCUCAAAAAUCUAAAUGCUGAAGUUACACAGAUUAAACAAACCAAGGUUAUAGCGUUUAAAACAGUUUGUCAGUUUGUGGUUCUUGGUUGUCCUUGGAUUCUGGGUUUCUUCACUGAUAGCAGUGAGGUGCUGCAGAUCGUCUUCCUGAUCUUGAACUCUCAGCAGGGAACCUUCAUCUUCCUGAUCUACUGUGUGCUCAAUAAUGAGAUCAGACAACAGUACAAGAACUGCUUCACAUGUCUUUGCUCUGGAAACAGCUUCAAGUGCAACAAAUAAAAUCAACACUAUUUUACAG